This is a messenger RNA of Solea senegalensis (Senegalese sole), 2529 nucleotides long. It is a transcript of the gene lcmt2, whose product is annotated as leucine carboxyl methyltransferase 2. Bases 167 to 2212 code for a protein of 681 amino acids. Gene Ontology annotation, molecular function: tRNA methyltransferase activity; protein binding. Gene Ontology annotation, biological process: tRNA methylation; wybutosine biosynthetic process. The record is from RefSeq and is a predicted model, not a curated record. NCBI's taxonomy places the organism in Eukaryota, Metazoa, Chordata, Actinopteri, Pleuronectiformes, Soleidae. The transcript has 14 exons.
GAGGGAGGCGGUUCACCGGAAGUGUGUACAACAUGGCGGAUGUUUGAAUCAUUUGGAUCCGUGGACUAUUUCCAAAAACAUGGAUGUAAAAUAAACUUCCCGUAAACUUUAUUAUUUUAAAUGUUUUUAAUAGUUUUACUGAAGAGUGACGACGCAGUUUUGUGACAUGAUGCCAACGACGAACAGAAGGAAACAGAAGCAGGGCAAAGACACGGCGGUUCAGGGAACCAAUGACAGCAGCGUGGUGAGUAAAGUGUCUGCGGCGGCGCGGGGAUAUUUCCACGACCACUUCAUCCAGCACUUUGUGUGCAAAGUGUCCAGGAGAGCACCGCUCAUCAACAGAGGCUACUACGUGCGUUGGAGAGCUGUGGAUCACUGUGUGAGGAGGUUUCUGCACGUGACUGAAAACUGUCCUCAGAGACAGAUUUUGUCUCUGGGCGCCGGCUUCGACUCGCUGUAUUUCCGCCUGCAUGCGGACGGAGCGCUCGCCAGCACUGUCGUGUUUGAGGUGGAUUUCCCGGACGUCGCGCGGCGUAAAGCAGCUCUGAUCACGUCUAAUGCUUCACUGAGGGAGACGUUAGACCCACAGUUAUCUUCUCCUACAGGAGCUGUGUACGUGUGUAGUGCUCAGUAUCGUCUGCUGGGUCUGGACAUCAGAGAGGAGUCUCAGGUGAAAGAGGCUCUGGGCUCAGCAGGACUGGACUGGGCCGUGCCCACACUGAUUCUCUCUGAGGUCGUUCUCACUUACAUGGAAACAAAAUGGUCAGACGUCGUCGUCAGUUGGGCAGCGAAGCUGCUGCCUCACUCGCUCUUCGUCAUGUACGAGCAAAUCCGUCCAUGCGACCCCUUUGGCUCGAUCAUGCAGGAUCAUUUCAACAAACUGAAUUCAACACUUCACGCGCUGCGACAGUAUCCGGACGCGGCCACACAGACACGCAGGUUCCUGGACAAGGGAUGGGAACAGUGUGUGUGUCUGGACAUGAAUGACUUCUACUUGAGGCUGGUUCCUGAGGAGGAGCGGCGCAGAGUCGAUGUCCUGGAGCCUUUUGAUGAAUAUGAGGAGUGGCACCAAAAAUGUUCCCACUACUUCAUCCUCACUGCGUCUCGAGGCUCGUGCACGGCUCAGGCUCUCCUCACAAAUCCUCCAGCGGCAGCUGUACAGCCGUCCCAGGGGGUGGCCGUGCUGGGUGUGAGCGCAGUGUCGGUUAGCGUGGAGGGUCUGGGGAUGGCGUCCGCGUCUCUGAGCCCAGGACGCCUCCUGCUGACAGGAGGCUCCAGCAGAGGAGGCAGAGGAGCAGCGAGUCGACUCCUCCUCAGAGACCGAGGAGACUGGAGGUCCGUCAGUGUGGAGCCGUCACAGGAUUUAGGUGUGCGACUCUACCACACGGUCACGUCUCUUCCUGGUGGAGGUCUGGUGGUUUAUGGCGGUCGCUCCUCUCCUCUCAACCCAAUCACAGGCCUUUUUAAAAUCACCCUGGACCCCUGUGAUCGCCCUCCUCCUGCAGAAUCUGAAUCUGAAGACCGAAAUGUCGUGAAGCUCUGUGUUGAGCAGAUGCUCUUUUCGGACGACAGUGCGCUGCCGCCGCAAAGAUGGCGGCACACCGCUACGAUCAUCAGUCACAAAGGAGAAGAUUUUCUGUUUGUCUUUGGGGGAAAGAAUCAAUGUGAGGCUGCUCUGAGCGACGCCCACUUCCUGUGUGUCGACCAGCAGCACUGGACCGAGAUUCCAGUAGAGGGCGCUGCUCCUGCGGCACGUCACUCCCAUUCGGCGAGUUCAUAUCAGGGAGGUGUGGUGGUGUUUGGAGGACUGGACAGAAGCUCGGUGCCUCUGGGGGACGUGGUCUUGUUAAGGCCCACAGACGGAGGGUUCAUCUGGGAGAGAAUAGAGGUGCAGCCUCCUCCUGUCCCCAGAUACUCUCACUCCGCCCAUGUGAUUGGAGAUCAGCUGGUGUUGGUGGGCGGAGUCUGGCUGCAUUCAGAUGGCGUCCCAGGUGUGGCCAUAAUCGACCUCGCCACACGGGGCAGCGUGGAAUUCCGUCUGGACACGACGUCGGUGCCGUGGCCUCUGAUGCUUCACUCCUUCUGCUGUGAGCUGACGGACUCGGAAGAACCUGAGCUGAUCCUCAUCGGAGGCGGAGGAAACUGUUUCUCCUUCGGGACUCAUCUGAACCCUCAGCCGGUCACCGUGGACCUCAGACCUGCACUGACUUGACACUUCCUCACAACAGUUUGCUCUGAAAUUCCUUCAGGGACAUUUGAAAGGAUGAAGUAGACAAAUUAAAUUAAAACAAAACUCUUUUCUAACUUAUCUGUUUUCUGUACUCGGUAGUAUGGAUAAUCUGUUUGGUUCCAUUAGAAGUACAGCUCCACAAAGCAGAACUCUAUUUCUCUCCAAGAUCUGAAAGGUUAUUAUGGAAUUAUUGAUCAAAAACGCCAGCUUGAAGGACUCAGUAAUGCUCUGAAAUCAUGUCAUUGUCAAAUGUUCUUUGAGAACUGAUGCUGAACAGACAUUAAAAUAAUCAAAACAAA